Molecule: messenger RNA, 4128 nt
Organism: Pyrenophora tritici-repentis Pt-1C-BFP
Lineage: Eukaryota; Fungi; Ascomycota; Dothideomycetes; Pleosporales; Pleosporaceae
Source: RefSeq, a predicted model, not a curated record
AUGUCGCGCAAUGAAGCGGUGUCGCCGCUGCGCAUCAACAAGACGCCCGCUGGCUCCCCCAUAAAGGGCAGCGGCCGUCCGCUGUCUGAGAUUGGACCCCAUGAGCAUCGCAGGAACUCGCCCAGCUGGAACCAGGCCACGAAGAAGAUACACCUGACCAAGGAGAGCUCUCCUUUCCGGGACUCAUCACCCUUCACCAACAGCCCACGUUUAUUCUGGAAAGAGCAGACGACGUCGCCCAAGAGCCGCUUCGACACGUCAGAGAACGACUUUGAAGUUAGCUCGCCACUUUCGCCCAAGCGCAACUCGAUUGAGAACCUCAAGAAGCAGUCGCGCGUCAAGAACAGCAGCAUGUUCGCACGUGAGCAAAAGCACGAGUACGACCCCACUGCCGUCCAGCCACUGGAACGACCGCUCGCUGCCGGGCGUCCGCUCAACGCCACCAUCCAGGGCAACGCUUAUGGUGGGAAUGGCAUUCAGGGAAUGCGUCAAGAGAACCAGAGCCCCACCAAGGGCCACCGUCACACCCGUUCCGAGAGCCAGACACGGAUUCCAGCUCCCAGCCCGUCCAAGACUUCGCCCGCGAAGCUCCCCACACAGUCGUCGUUCGCUUCUCCAUCCAAGGCCUCACCGUCUGAAGGCCGCAUGUCGCCAACCAAGUCAUCGCUGGUCAGCAAUGGCCGCUUCAACUCACCACAGUACAACCACGACUCCAGCAUGACAUCCGAGGCCGAGGAGCUCCAGCAAAAGACACCUCGCCCACUGCGCCGUCAUGCUAAGAGUGUGACCUUCGACACCGCUCCACCGCAAAUCACAGAGUUUGAGAUGGUCACACCCGAUCCUUCCGUGGCAACUGCGUCGCGUGACGGUAGCUACGAUUCCGAGGAGGAAACCGAGGAGGAAGUGAGCUUCGACCAGGACGACAGCUUCGAUGCUUCGCUGGAAGAUACCGACAAGACACCCGUUGUCUUGCCCGAGGACUGGCGCCACAUGAGCCCCGACGCCGCCAACACAUCGCUCACCGACGCCUACGACGAUGUCUUCGAAGGCCGCGACAACAGCCCCAUGCCGAAUGCGCGUCCCAACGGCACCACCAACCGCUCACGCAUGAGCUCCGCAGCCUCUGAUAGCGAUGCAAGGCCUCUUCCUCCUCUUCCCGGUAUCUCGAGCGGUUCUCGGCGGCGCGACUCUAGCAUCGGCCUGGCCAACACAGCUGAGCGAGUUGUUAGCGAUAGACGGCGGUCUCUCCCUCAGCUUCCCCAGGCUGCGGGCAUCUCCAAGAACGAUCUCCUCAACAUGCGAGAAGUCUCCAUGUCCCUCGAAGACCGCAUGCGCUUGAUGAACUUCGACAACGACCGCGAUACGAGCACACCAACACAGGAGAGGGUUCAAAAGUCUGUCGAAGCGGACGUUACAGACGUUGAUGUCACAGCGUCCGAGCUCCAGAUUGACGAGCCCAAGGUCCCGCGCAUCUCUCGCGAAUCGAUCCUGCGCCGCGUCAAGAGCCGCACCUUUGAAGGCGAAGAAACAGAGACGGAAGAAGAGUACAGUGGCUAUGACCUUGAGUCUAGCCCGGAACGUAGCUAUGGCGAUCUCGCCGACCUGGACCCGGACGUCCCCAUCCCUUCGCGCGAGGCUUCUUCCAACUUCGACGAGCAACCGCGCGCCGUUUCCGGUAUCACCGAGAGCGAAGCUGACAGUGUUUACGAUGCGUACAGCUACGGAGAGAACACCGAAGUUGAAGGCGCGGACACAUCAAAUGUAGACGGCAGCUCCAUGUCUGAGAUGGAGGACUAUGAGCGCGAGUCAUCCGUCAUCCGCCAUCCCAUGCCACCACAAACUGAGGACGAUGAUGACACCAGCCAAUACUCGCCUUCUCCUGAACCUGAGGAGCAGCCAAACUCCACGGGCACUAUCAACUCUUCUGGUCCUUCAACACCCACUGCUGUUCCCUCUUCCCCUGCUGCUGCACCUGAGAAGCAGGCCAAGGAAGACGAGAUGUACUCCACCAUGGAAGGUAAGGAUGUCGAUCUGACGCUUGACCCACUCCAAGCUUCUUUUGCAACCGCUGCGUGUCCAUUGGACACUGCUCCUAAGCUAGAUGCAAUGCGCGAUUUCCUUCGCAGACCCACCACACCUGAGAGCACCAGGGAAGAAGAUGACGACUCCGGGUCGGAGCCUGGUACACCAGACUCUGUCAUUCGGCAUCCUGUUGCCCAGUCUCCACCCCCGCAUGAGAGUUCCCCAGAGGUUCCCCAACGAGAGGCCACCAUCCGGGGAGGCAAGCUGAAGACUCGUCCAUCACUCAUUCCUGAUGAGGUUGACAUGGCAGCAGCACGCCGCCAGAAAGGAUACAUGAUGCGUGAAAACACAAAGGUUGUUGUUGCGAGCAGCCGGCAAUUCAGCGAUGAGAAGCCUCCUGCCGAGUCAGAGGCCUCCAACGAUGCAGCUGCGAGAGCCACCUCUCGUAAGACAAGCGCCGAGCGCAAGCCCGCUUGGACGAAGGAGCCCUGGAUCGGUAAGCCCCGCAGGAAGAGCAUCCGAACAGCAUCUGGUCGCCGGCAACGCAUGUCCGAGGGUCCAGCUCCACCGCUUCCUGGACAGGAAUCAGCGGUUGGUGCCAACCUCGACUCCGUCGCUGAGAAGGGUGACGACGAUGACGAUGUGUUUGAGGAUGGUGAAGAGCGAGGUAGGGUCUUUGUGAAGGUGGUUGGUGUCAAGGAUCUUGAUCUGCCCCUGCCAAAGCACGAACGCUGUCACUUCCAACUGACCCUUGACAACGGCUUGCACUGUGUCACUACGUCUUGGUUGGACCUCAAGCCAUCUGCCCCUAUUGGUCAGGAGUUUGAGCUCGUCGUGCUCGAUGACCUCGAGUUCCAGCUCACUCUCCAGACUAAGCUCGAGCCUCCUGUGGCGCCACAGGUUAUCCCCACACCCUCCAAGAUCAUCAACCACAAGAAGUCGGCCUCUGCCUUCCGCAAUCUCCUCUCAUCGCCAAAGAAGAGGAAGGAGCAAGAGCGCAAGGCGCAAGAGGAGGCUGAUCGUAUCGCCCUUCAAGAGCACCAGCAGGCACAAGCUGCCGCCAAGCGGAAUCACCAGGCGACAGCUUGGGAACUUCUCCACGACCUCGUCGGCCCCGAUGGAUCAUUUGCACGUGCUUAUGUCUGCCUCAGCAAUCACGAGAAUCAAGCUUAUGGACGUCCGUUGACAGUUGACGUCCCAUGCUUCAACGAGUGGGCCGUCGAUAACACUGGCGCUAGCAGUGUGAAGAGCAAGCGUGGAGGUGUUGUUCGUCGUCCACCAUACCGGAUUGGCAAGCUUACUCUUCAGCUCUUGUAUGUCCCCAAGCCAAAGAACGCAAAGAACGAGGACAUGCCCAAGAGUAUGAAUGCCUGCAUUCGGGAGUUGAAGGAAGCCGAGCAAGUCAAGGAUAUCAGCUUCGAGGGUACCUUGAGCCAGCAGGGUGGCGAUUGUCCUUUCUGGCGACGUCGUUUCUUCCGAUUGGAAGGCACAAAGCUCACUGCUUACCACGAGUCGACUCGUCAACCGCGCGCUACGAUCAACCUAACCAAGGCUUCCAAGCUCAUGGACGAUAAGAGUGCUCUACAACAACCCUCUGCUACAAAACAAGGUGGCCGACGGAAGUCUGGCUUUGCUGAAGAUGAGGAGGGUUACAUGUUCGUUGAAGAAGGUUUCCGUAUCCGUUUCGCCAACGGCGAGGUCAUCGAUUUCUACGCCGAUAGCCGCGAACAAAAGGAGGCUUGGAUGAAGGUUCUGUCUGAGACUGUCGGCAAGGACAUUGCUCAGAAUAAGGGCUGGGCCGCCAUGGUGCUGGAGAAGGAGCGCAAAGAGAAGGCCGAGAAGGCUUUGCGGUCGACCAUGCCAUCGUCAAUGGGUACGCCAACCGCCGUUCCGGGCCCCGGCCGACGACCGUCACACACACGAACUCAGUCUCACGAUGCCCUCACAUCGAUGACGAGCCCCAGGGGUCAUGCGCGGACACAAUCACAUGCACCAGCUCCUCCUCUAAAGGACGCUCGCAUGUCACACGCGCCGCCACCACGGCCACGGACGCAGGAGUCGAGCAAGCCAGGACGUAGGGAGCAGGUUCGAUCGAUGAUUUUCUAA